Molecule: messenger RNA, 5461 nt
Organism: Dromaius novaehollandiae (emu)
Lineage: Eukaryota; Metazoa; Chordata; Aves; Casuariiformes; Dromaiidae
Gene: MST1R
Product: macrophage stimulating 1 receptor
Exons: 21
Coding region: 431-4690 (1419 amino acids)
Biological process (GO): semaphorin-plexin signaling pathway involved in axon guidance; pancreas development; regulation of cell migration
Cellular component (GO): basal plasma membrane; plasma membrane; semaphorin receptor complex
Molecular function (GO): ATP binding; hepatocyte growth factor receptor activity; protein binding
Source: RefSeq, a predicted model, not a curated record
CCCGGCCCUGGCCGCGGCUCCGCUCCCGCCCCUCGCCGGAGCGGCCCGGAGCGGCCCGGAGCGGAGCGGAGCGGAGCGGCCCGGCCCCGCCGUGCGCAGCGCCUUAGGUGGGCGCCCGCUUCCCGGCCACCGCGGCUCGGCUCCGCUCGGGACGGAUCGGAUCGGUUCGGGACGGAUCGGAUCGGUUCGGGACAGCUCGGCUCGGCUCGGCUCCGCUCAGCUCGGGACGGAUCGGAUCGGAUCAGUUCGGAACAGCCCGACUCGGGACAGCCCGGCUCGGCUCGGCUCGGCUCGGCUCGGCCCGGCCCGGCUCGGCUCGGCUCGGUCCAGCCCGUUGCGGUACGAUGGUGACCUGUCCGCCGGGCGUCCCGGACCCGCUCGGUGCCGAGCGCCAGCGAUAACCCCGGGCUGGCUGGAGGUGCUCUGUAUCAUGGGACUGUCGCCCGGCGCGUGCCUCUUCCUCGCGCUCGCCCUGGCCCCGCUGCCCGCCGGCGCCUGGCAGUGCCCCCGCAUCCCCUUCAGCGCCACCAGGAACUUCUCCGUCGCCUACCCGCUGCCGGGCCUCGACGCCGGCAGCCCCGUGCAGAACGUCGCUGUCUUCGCCGACCCCUCCGGGGCGGCCGCCGUCUUCGUGGCCGUCCGCAACGGGAUCCUGGUGGCCAGCCCUGAGCUGCGCGUCCGCUCCGUCCUCGUCACCGGCCCCGUGGGCAGCGCCCGCUGCGAGAUCUGCAGCCUGUGCCCGGCCGCGGGGGACGCCGCGAGCCCCGCGGACACCGACAACGUGCUCCUGCUGCUGGACCCCCUCGAGCCGUGGCUCUACAGCUGCGGCACGUCCCAGCGCGGCCUGUGCUACCAGCACGAGCUGGAGGUGCGUGACGGGGAGGUGGCCAUCGUGGCCACGCGCUGCCUGUACUCCGCCACGGGCAACGGCCCCGCGGCCUGCCCGGACUGCGUGGCCAGCCCCCUGGGGACCAGCGCCACCGUGGUGGCCGACCGCUACGCCUCUUUCUUCUACCUCGCCUCCACCGUCAACAGCAGCAUCGCGGCGCGGUACAGCCCCCGGUCGGUGUCCAUCCGCAGGCUGAAGGGCACCUUGGACGGCUUCUCGGACAGCUACCACUGGCUGACGGUGCUGCCGCCCUACCGCGACAGCUACCCCAUCCGUUACGUGCACUCCUUCAGCGACGGCGACUACGUGUACUUCCUGACGGUGCAGCAGGAGCACCCCCGCGCCGGCGGGUACCACACGCGGCUGGCCCGCCUCAGCACCCAGGAGCACGACCUGCGCCGCUACCGCGAGCUCAUCCUGGACUGCCGCUACGAGUCGAAGCGGCGGCGGCGGCGGCAGAGCACUGAGGCGGGCGCCGAGCGCGACGUGGCCUACAAUGUCCUACAAGCGGCCCACGCCGCCCGGCCUGGCGCCCGGCUGGCCCACGACCUCAGCAUCAACGCCACGGAGCUGGUGCUCUUCGGGGCCUUCGCGGAGAGUCAGGCGGAGAGCAGGGCGCCGCGCGAGUACUCGGCCGUGUGUGCCUUCCCCCUCCGCCUCCUCAACCAGGCCAUCGAGGACGGCAUGGACAAGUGCUGCGGGAUCAACGGGCAGCCGCUGCUGCGGGGACUCAACUUCUACCAGCCUGUGGAGUACUGCCCACACAACGUGGACCUCUCGGCGCCCGUGGUGAACACCAGCUGCUGGGACCAGCCCACCCUCGUCCCCGCCACCUCCCACAAGGUGGACCUCUUCAACGGGCGCCUGGUGGGCGUCCUCCUCACCUCCAUCUUUGUCACCGCCCUCGGGGACGUCACCGUGGCCCACUUGGGCACGGCGGAGGGGCGCAUCUUCCAGAUGGUGCUCCAGCGGUCCAGCUCCUUCGUGAUCACCUUGGCCAACUUCUCCCUAGGCGAGCCGCAGCCGGUGCAGCGCGCCGUGGGGCUGCAGGGGCACUCGCUGCUCUUUGCCAGCGGCAGCAAGGUGUGGCGCGUGAACGUCACCGGCCCAGGCUGCCGCCACUUCUCCACGUGCCAGCGCUGCCUGCACGCUGAGCGGUUCAUGGGCUGCGGCUGGUGCGGGGGCACGUGCACGCGCCGCGAGGAGUGCAAGGGCCACUGGAUCCAGGACUACUGCUCACCUGUCCUCACUGAUUUCCACCCCAGGAGCGCCCCGCUGGGCGGCCGGACCCGGCUGACGCUCUGUGGCAUGACCUUCCGUUCCCGCCUGGACCCGGACGCCCCUACGGGCCCCACCAGCACCUACCAGGUGACGGUGGGGCAGCAGGUGUGCACCAUGCUGCCCGACGAGACCAGGAGCCACAGGUCGCUGCCCACGUUGCGCCGCAAGGACUUCGUGGACGUGCUGGUGUGCGAGCUGGAACCGGGCGGCGUGCAGGCGGCGGGGCCGGCCGACGUGGUGCUCAGCAUCAACGAGACCACGGGGCCUGCGGGCUUCCGGGUCAACGGCUCCUCCGACCUCAGCGGCUUCGUCUUCGUGGUGCCCAACGUGAGCUCCGUCCGCCCCCCGUUCGGCCCACGCAGCGGCGGCACCGAGAUCACUGUCCGCGGCAGCAACCUCACAGCGGGGAGCAGCUGGCGGGUGACGCUCAAUGACUCCGAGUGCCCCCUGGCCGGGCAGCCCAGCCACCGCUGCUGUGUCCCCAGCCAGGGAGACGGGGCGAUUCGCUGCAUCGCUCCCACUGCCAGCGGCCUCGGCAUGGCCUCCGUGGCCCUGUGGAUCGACGGGAAGCAGUUCCCGGCCCCGGAGCCCUUCCAGUAUCGUCCUGACCCCUUCAUUUUGGGCAUCACCCCCAACUGCAGCUACGAGGGCUCCACGCUCACCCUCUUUGGGACCCACCUGGACUCCGUGUAUCAAGCCAAGAUCCGCUUUGAGGCCAGUGGUGUGAAGACCGAAACCCAGGCGUGCCAGGGCCCCCGGGUGCCCGACCAGCUGCUGUGCCAGAGCCCGGCCUUCCCCUUCGAGAACAAGGUGGAGACAGCCGCCGGGAACCUGAGCGUGCUGCUGGACGGCGCUGCUGACCGCUGGCUCUUCCGCCUCCGCUACUACCCCCGGCCCGAGAUCUUCCCUUUUGAGCAUGAGGACAGGCGGUACCACCUCAAACCUGGCGACGAUGAGAUCGAGAUCCAUCAAUUUGGGCUGGACGCCCUGGCCACCUGCAUGAACAUCACCAUGACAGUGGGGGGCCGGGACUGCCACCCCAACGUGCUGAAGAACGAGGUGACCUGCCGGCUGCCCAGGGAGCUGCGUCUGCCCCCGGACGGGGCUCCCGUGCAGAUCUGCGUCAACGGUGCCUGCAAGGACCUGGGCUUGGUGCUUGCCACCUCCUCGCUGGACCUGGUGGCCAGCGUUGCCCUGGGCACCGGCAUCACCUUCCUGGCCUUUGUCGUCCUGGUGUUUGCGCUGCUGAAAUGGAAGUGGAGGAAGAAGAGAGGGACGGAGAACCUGGAGCUGCUGGUGAAUCCAGGCAGGUCGGAGCCUCCCAGCACCACCCAGCGCCCUGGCGUCGACUACAGGGAGGUGCUGGUGGUGCCCGCAGCCGUCAGUCCUGGCCGGCCUGGCCCCCGUGCGUGGUUUGCCGGCGCUGGCGCCACAGGUAGCGGCUCCCCCGUGCCCCUGCUCAGGGCCACGUCCUGCUGCCUCGAGGACCUGCAGCCGGAGCUGCUGGAGGAGGUGAAGGACAUCCUCAUCCCCGAGGACCGGCUCGUCACUCACCGGCACCAGAUCAUCGGCAAAGGGCACUUUGGCAGCGUGUACCAUGGCACGUAUAUGGACCCGCUGCUUGGAGCGGUUCACUGCGCUAUCAAGUCCCUGAACCGCAUCACAGACGUGGAGGAGGUGGAGGAGUUCCUGCGCGAGGGCAUCCUCAUGAAGAGCUUCCACCACCCCCAAGUUCUCUCGCUCAUCGGGGUCUGCCUGCCUCGCCAGGGGCUGCCCCUUGUCGUGCUGCCCUACAUGCGCCAUGGUGACCUGCGGCACUUCAUCCGCGCCGAGGAACGGAGCCCCACGGUGAAGGACCUCAUCGGCUUCGGGCUGCAGGUUGCCCUGGGCAUGGAGUACCUGGCCCAGAAGAAGUUCGUGCACAGGGACCUGGCUGCCAGGAACUGCAUGCUGGAUGAGACAUUCACAGUGAAGGUGGCCGACUUUGGGCUGGCGCGGGACGUGUUCGACAAGGAGUACUACAGCAUCCGGCGGCACCGGCACGCCAAGCUGCCCGUCAAGUGGAUGGCCCUGGAGAGCCUGCAAACCCAGAAGUUCACCACCAAGUCGGAUGUGUGGUCCUUCGGGGUGCUCAUGUGGGAGCUGCUGACGCGGGGGGCAUCGCCGUACCCCGAGGUGGACCCCUACGACAUCACCCGCUACCUGCUGCGCGGGAGACGUCUGCCGCAGCCCGAGUACUGCCCCGACUCGCUGUAUGCGGUGAUGCUGAGCUGCUGGGCCCCCGCUCCCGAGGAGAGACCGUCCUUCUCCAUCCUGGUGAGCGAGCUGGAGGGCAUCCUGGCCUCCCUCGAGGGCGAGCACUACGUCAACCUGGCUGUUACCUACGUCAACCUGGAGCGUGGCCCUCCCUUCCCACCAAUGGCUUCUGACCAGGGCCAGCUGGCCGCCAGUGGCGAUGAGGAUGAUGAUGAAGAGGAAGAGGAGGAGGAGGAGGAAGAAGAGGACAUGGCUGUGUGCUAAGGGGAGUGCUCCGUGCCGUGGGGCUCCUGGACUGCCAGUGUGGGGUGCUCUCCCAGUGGGAUGGACACCAGAACACAGCUGGUGUUGUGGGGCGCUCUCCUGAUGGGAUGGAUGUCAGGACACAGCUGGGUGCUGUGGGGCACUCUCCUGAUGGGAUGGAGGCCGGGACACAGCUGGGUGCUGUGGGGCACUGACCCGAUGAGAUGAAGGCCAGGACUCAGCUGGGUGCUGUGGGGCACUGACCCGAUGGGAUGGAGGCUGGGACAAGGCUGGGUGCUGUGGGGCACUGACCCAGUGGGAUGGAGGCUGGGACAAGGCUGGGUGCUGUGGGGCACUGACCCAAUGGGAUGGAGGCUGGGACAAGGCUGGGUGCUGUGGGGCACUCUCCCCAGGGCUCACACCAGCACCCUUUUGGGUGCUAUGGUGCCCCCUGACUUGGUCCCACACUGACCAGGUGCUGUGGGGCUCAGCCCCACGCUGGCUGGGUGCCAUGGGGCUUCCGGGCUUGGCCUAUGGUGGCAGGGCUGUGCUGGGGGGCUCCUGGGCUCAGCCCCACGUCGGCAGGGCUUUGCCAUGGCCGCGCUUGCUGCAAGCCCUGGGGAUGCAUCUGUGGGUGCUGGGAACACCGUGGGGCUCAGCAGCGUUUGACCCGUCCAGGCGGACCCAUCCCGUGCGGUUCAAUAGGAUGUCUGGGGUUUGCAGGAUACCUGCGGGCUGUACGUAUUCAGCGUUCACCCUCUGAAUCACUCAUAAAACCCUGAUUAUAUUUUU